This is a messenger RNA of Cavenderia fasciculata, 1473 nucleotides long. RefSeq lists its product as uncharacterized. The record is from RefSeq and is a predicted model, not a curated record. The transcript has a single exon. The coding region runs from base 1 to 1473 and encodes 490 amino acids. Gene Ontology annotation, cellular component: membrane. Gene Ontology annotation, molecular function: ATP binding; ATP hydrolysis activity; ABC-type transporter activity. NCBI's taxonomy places the organism in Eukaryota, Evosea, Eumycetozoa, Acytosteliales, Cavenderiaceae.
AUGAUUGGCGAGUUGGCGCUGCGAGACUGCGCCAAUCGUAUUAUAGGUGGUGGUGGACGUCGUGGUAUAUCUGGUGGUGAGGCUCGUAGAGUAUCUAUAGCCAUCCAAAUGCUUAGUAAUCCCGGUGUCCUCUUCCUCGAUGAGCCAACGAGUGGGCUGGACAGUUUCAGUGCACACAAUCUAGUGUCUACACUACUCACAUUGUCACGUCACAACAAGACGGUCAUUUGCACAAUCCAUCAACCUAGGUCCGAUAUUUUCAAUCUCUUUGACUAUGUCUUGUUGCUCUCCAAAGGCAAGGUCGUCUAUUUUGGCCAGACCAAGCAUAUCGUCAACCAUUUUGCAUAUCUUGGAUACGAGUGUCCCUAUGAUGUUAACCCAUCCGACUACUUUCUCGAUCUCAUCACUAUCAACUACCAAACCGAAGAGUCUGAGCGCGAUUCCAAAGAACGACUUGGUCAGUUGAUUUCCGGGUUCCGGUCAUCCCCUUUUUAUAAUAGUGGUCAAAUUGAUCCAAACAAUACCACAGCAACAGCAGUCUCAAUCGCCGACGAUGGGACUAGAACAAGCAUUAUCGAACAACAACCACAAAAAGAUACAAAGUUUAAAAUAGAGAAAAGAAACACAUCAUUUUUUUUGCAGGUAUGGUUAUUGUAUCAUAGAGCUGUCAAGAAUAUGGUGCGUGACAAAUCAGUUGUAUCGGCACGACUGGUUGAAUCAGUAUUGAUCGCGUUGAUUUGUGGUGGAAUGUUUUAUGACCUUGGAGAUGACUUGGAAGGCAUUAAAUCACGUGUGGCAUGCUUCUACAUUGUCGUUAUUCUUCAACCCUACCUUAUCAUCAUAUCAAAUAUUCUGCAGUUCUCUGAAGAGUUGUUGAUUUAUGAUCGCGAGCAUUAUGAUGGUAUGUACGAUACUGGACCUUACUGGCUGGCUAUCAAAGCGGCAACACUACCACUAGAGAUUGUUACGGCUAUCAUCUUUUCAUGUAUAUUCUAUUGGAUGACAGGUUUGCGAAACGACUCGAUUGACCACUUUUUCUACUUUGCUCUGAUCCUGUUCCUAGCACAGUACACGUCGGCGUGUCUUGGGUUCAUGGCCACUUCAUUGUUCCGUUCGUUUGCGGGUGCCUCGCUCAUGGCCAACUUGCUCAUGACCUUUUGGGCCAUCACCACUGGUUUCAUUAUUAAUCCCGCCACCUUUGUAUUCUAUAUGCGUUGGAUUGCCUACACGUCGCUCUACCAGUACAGCUACGGUGCCUUGGCGUCCAACGAGUUCCGAGACAACCACUAUCCCUGUCCAUUCCCCGCCGGAGACAUCCAAUGCCAACUAUUCGACGGAGACGACAUCCUUGCACGUCUCCAACUUAAAACCGAUAACAUGAUUGUCAAUAUCAUCGUCCUUGUAGGAAUUGCCUCUUGUUUUAAUUUAAUCUCUCUAAUUGCUUUGAAAUUUGUUGUACAUAAACCCAAAUAA